GGUAAUCCUCACUCACUGUCGCCGGCUUUGUGUUUUUAAAUCCAUCCGUUUUUUCUUGAAGCUGAAAUCUCUCCAUGUCAACAAACUCCAGGAGCGCCUGCCUGCGGAUCAAAUGCAUGUGUUGUAAACAUCAUGGACAGUCAAGAAAAAUAGGCAAGUUGUCUGCCGUGUGGAGGACAGAAGGUUAGUAACACCCCGGGGCAUCCCUCCUCUCUUCUCGGUCAGGCAGUUCAGCAAGUUUCCAGCACCAUGGCUGAAGAAGAAUAUGGCAGCUUUGUGGACUGGAACAAGAUGGGGGAUCUGGCCAAAAGCAGCGGGCCCACCAAGGUAGACUGUAAAGACCUGAAAGAGUUCAAACAGAUGGCUCGGCAGGGUUACUGGGCCAAAAACCACAAACUACGGGCACAAGUCUACCAGCAGCUCAUCAAAGCCAUUCCCUGUCGUACCGUUACCCCAGAUGCAGAAGUGUACCGUGACAUAAUGGGAAAUGCAGCCACCAAGAAGCCCUCCUCCCACAUCCCACUACCAGAUUUUGUGGAUGGAAGUCCAGUCCCACGGUACUGCCUGAAAACAGAGGCAGUAGCAUCGGCCCAUCAGAUUAUCAACUGCGUGGCUGGACAGUUUCCAGACAUCUCCCACUGCCCGUCACUACCAGCUCUUACUUCGUUGCUCCUGCACUUCAGCAACGAUGAAGCUCAGUGUUUUGAACACGUCAGCCGCAUACUGGCCUGUAACGAGCCAGGCAAACGACUACUGGACCAGACUUUUCUGGCCUAUGAGUCUAGCUGUAUGACUUUCGGUGACCUGGCCAACAAGUACUGCACAGCCGCCCACAAACUGAUUGUGGCCACAGCCCAGGAUGUGCUUGAGGUCUACUCAGACUGGCAGCGCUGGGUGUUGGGUGACCUGCCUUUCAGCCACAUUGUUAGGAUCCUGGAUGUCUACCUAGUAGAGGGCUACAAGGUUCUCUACCGUGUGGCUAUAGCCUUGCUCAAGUUCUACCGCAAGCAUAAAGCAGGAGGCCAGGCAAGCCCGGGCGGCCAACAGCAGCAGGAUUCAGGCAAAGUUAGGGCAGACAUUCAAGCUUUCAUCAAGGGCAUCGCCUCCACCGUCACGCCCGAGAAGCUGCUAGAGAAGGCCUUCUCCAUCCGCCUGUUUAGCCGAAAGGAGAUCACCCUGCUGCAGCUCACAAAUGAAAAGUCCCUACAGCAGAAAGGAAUCACUGUCAAACAGAAGCGGCGCAACGUGCAGCUGGCUCUUAACCCUGACACCUUCUCCUCUGAGAUUGUCAGCUCCAAGGAGAUGCGGGACAUCUGGUCGUGGAUCCCUGAGCGCUUCGCACUGUGCCAACCACAGCUCCUCUUCACCACUUCUACCCACGGUUGCAGCCUGAACAGAUUCUACCAACACUGUGAAGGCUACGAGCCCACUCUGCUCCUCAUCCGGACCACAGAUGGCGAUGUGUGUGGAGCUUUCUUGACCACAGAUUGGGAGGAGCGGAAGAGAGGAGGCAACAAAGUGAGCUUCUUUGGCACCGGGGAGUGUUUUGUCUUCAGGCUGAAACCAGAGAUUGAGCGCUAUGAGUGGGUGGUGAUCCGCCACCCUGAGUUAGCCUCCUCUAUCAAGACUCAGGAACUGGAAGAUACAGCCUCCUCUGAGGGCCAGAACGCAGACAACAAUAGCUUAGAGCAGCCAGAGAAACCUGCUGGAGAUCUGUCGCCUUUCCUAUCCGCCCGCCACUUCAACCUCAACUCCAAGAAUACUUCAAUGUUCAUGGCUGGCAACUUUGACUCCAUUAUAGUGGGGGGAGGUGAAGGCAACGCUCUCUACAUUGACUCUGAGCUCAACCAUGGGCGCACUGGCAGGUGUGCCACCUUUGACAACCCGCCCCUGUGUGCUGAGACCUUCCAGGUUUCAGUGCUAGAAGUGUGGGGCUUCCAGGAUGCCAUGGCUUCAUAACACUGUACACACAUACACAUGCAUGUAGAUUCAUACGGCCCCAUGGACUCUUUUAACACUUGACACAGAAAGAAGUCUUCUAAAGUGUUUGAGGUGGAAAACCUGAAAAUCCGUCCUGCAAAUUCAUAAAUGAUUACCUUUUUUUUAUUUAUUAAUGCGGUUAAUCCAAGUUUCAUCAUGUGAAUAAAUGUGAUAUUUUUGUGCUUCUGUUUAUUUUUUGUAAUGUUCAAUGUUCAGGAUCAACUCUAGAUAAAGCUGACUUUAAGGUUCAUUUCGAUUUUUUUUUUUUUAUGUCUAAUGCUCUAAUGCUCUGAUGUGUGUAUGGUGAGCUGGUAUGUUUGAAUUUCUGAAUGUAAAUUCAGUCUUUGGUGUUCUGUGGUUUAGCAUAACUUGCCAAAUUUACUGUAUAGGUCCUUUAAAAAAAAAAAUGUUAUUACCAAUCCGUGUUGAUAAAUUGAGGUUUACAUUAAUGUGUGAGAUCAAUAGUUAAUUUGGUGAAACAUGUUUUUAAAUGUUGGAAUAUGAAGAUUAAGAAAUUGUAAAGUUGUACCAGGUCUGCUAGAUUUUAUGUCAAUUUAGGUUCUGUGCAUACGUGGGAGAUCUGCUAAAUGAAUUAAUGUGGUAAAUGUUUGUGAAUGUCAGUGGUGGAUUUUUGAGUGUUGCCAUUUUGCACCAUAUGUCAAAGCUUUCUUUUGAAUGAGUGACAGUUUUUAUUUCUUCUCUGUACUAUAUGAACAUUCAUGUCAAUUACAGUACAAACACUUUUUUUUAAAGAAAGGUGUUUUGGGUUUACAAAUAAUGGAUAUAAAUGCAAUUUCUGCUCCUCUUCUUACCAUUUUCAUGUUACUUCCGUCCUUUCCAGUGUAAAGAUAGUAACAAAAGAAGUCCAAAGGUGGUGUUGGGGUUUACGCCCUCUUCCUAUCUGUAUUAUUCAACAUUUUCUCUAGCGAAAUAUCAGUAACUGCAAAUGUAUUGUACAUGUGAAAUACAGCAAUAUGCUUUCAGUGUUGUCUUGCUA
Larimichthys crocea (large yellow croaker) is the source of this 2977-nucleotide messenger RNA. RefSeq names its product TBC1 domain family, member 24 (gene tbc1d24). The record is from RefSeq and is a predicted model, not a curated record. Lineage: Eukaryota; Metazoa; Chordata; Actinopteri; Sciaenidae. The coding region runs from base 250 to 1959 and encodes 569 amino acids. The transcript has 7 exons.